CCGUCUCUCUGCCCGCAGUUCCGGAACUUCAAGAUCAUUUACCGACGCUACGCCGGCCUCUACUUCUGCAUCUGCGUGGACGUCAACGACAACAACCUGGCCUACCUGGAGGCCAUCCACAACUUCGUGGAGGUCCUAAACGAAUAUUUCCACAACGUCUGUGAACUGGACCUGGUGUUCAAUUUUUACAAGGUUUACACGGUCGUGGACGAGAUGUUCCUGGCCGGCGAGAUCCGCGAGACCAGCCAGACGAAGGUGCUGAAACAGCUGCUGAUGCUCCAGUCCCUGGAGUGAGCGGCGGCCCCUGCGCCCCGGCCCCCCAUGGACUUGCCUGCUCGCUUCCCCGUUCCAGGCCCGGGGCCCGCCCCGGAGCCCCUCCCUCGGCUGCCCAGGAGGACGCACCCAGCUGGGUCUGGGCCGCAAGGGAGGAGACUGCACCCCACUGCCUCUGGGCCCCAGCUGCGGGCGGAGGCCACCUCGUGUGUAUUGAGUAACCGUGCCGUUGUCGUGUGACACCGUGAGUGCGUGUGUGGAGCCCCCAAUAAACCUGUGGUCCCCUCCUG
Molecule: messenger RNA, 563 nt
Organism: Myotis lucifugus (little brown bat)
Lineage: Eukaryota; Metazoa; Chordata; Mammalia; Chiroptera; Vespertilionidae
Product: AP-2 complex subunit sigma
Exons: 3
Biological process (GO): vesicle-mediated transport; intracellular protein transport
Cellular component (GO): membrane coat; intracellular membrane-bounded organelle
Source: RefSeq, a predicted model, not a curated record